GACUGUAAGGUGAACAGUGACAGUUCAACGUACAAAGGCGAAACCUCGCAAACAAUAUCAGGACGGAAAUGUCAGGCCUGGAAACAACAGAUCCCUCAAAAACAUAACCAGGAUUCAGGCGAUUAUUUUGUUGGAGGGAAUCUUGACAAUACCGGAAAUAAAUGUCGAAACCCGUCAAAUCCAUUCAUCCCUAGAAACAGUUGGUGCUACACGGUGGAUGUGAAGCAGAGGAGGGAAUACUGCGAUGUUCCGUUUUGUGUUGGUCAGUUAAUGUUCGUUUUAGUUUAA
Molecule: messenger RNA, 288 nt
Organism: Helobdella robusta
Lineage: Eukaryota; Metazoa; Annelida; Clitellata; Rhynchobdellida; Glossiphoniidae
Exons: 1
Source: RefSeq, a predicted model, not a curated record